Radiomyces spectabilis is the source of this 929-nucleotide messenger RNA. RefSeq lists its product as uncharacterized. Lineage: Eukaryota; Fungi; Mucoromycota; Mucoromycetes; Mucorales; Radiomycetaceae. Bases 139 to 765 code for a protein of 208 amino acids. The record is from RefSeq and is a predicted model, not a curated record. The transcript has a single exon.
GUUUCAUCGAACAAUGGGGGAGCCGUGGCAAUCGACAAGCGGAGUGUCAUUGUCAUGAUUCGUAGUUUUGCAUUUUUUUUCCCACUUGGUCUACCAGUGGGGACGCUUGACUUUUUCCUUUUUUUUUUCAAUGUGAUCAUGGAGAUGGGUCCGUCCUUACCGUCCAAUGAUAAUGUGAUUCCUACGUUUUCCAUGAGUUCAGGCUGGCCUGUGAGGAAUCUGUACAAGAGUGACAGUAGCAUCAAUUUCAAUUCUACCCAACAUGAUCAGCAGCCACCAUCCACUCGCUUUUCCGACUCCUCCUUGCAUUUGAUGCUCGGCUUAGCAUCAACUACGCACCAUCACGCCGGUUCGUCCGUGAAUGAUCGAGAAAGAUCCAUGACCCAUGCCCGGCAAUGGGACAAACUGUUACGCCACUCCAGGCAUCCCAGUCAUUCAGCAAGCAAACUGGGUCCUUUCAACAGCCGAUCGGUGGGGUCUCCGUCGUUGCGCUUCUGGCGACGACCGAUCAGAAAGCGUCAUAACACCGUUUCUACUGUGCGACCGUCUCGUAUUCCAAUAAGCGUCCAUCGUAUCAAAGCUCGGGCUGCCUUCUCCAAUGCUACCAACGACCUCGUCAAAGCUAUUUCGCUGUGUGAUAUUUCCUCCGACUCUGCACAACAUACCCUCGUGACCAACCUGCAAGAUAUUGCCGAAUCGUCCGAAGAAACCGACCCUGCACCACUGGAACAAGAAGCGGAUACUGUCAUGGAUACCGCACUAUAGCAAGUCGGUCUCUCGCCAUACUCUCCGAUUCUUUUUUCAUCAUUUAUCAUAUUCCCCUCGAUCCUAUCUUUUUCUUUUUUUCUAGGCAUUGACAUAUGGUUCAGUAACAUGACAAUGACUUUUUUACUGGCUGGCAUCAAAAUUGGUUUAUAGAUAAAAAAUGG